Messenger RNA from Tachyglossus aculeatus (Australian echidna), 1246 nucleotides. It is a transcript of the gene INO80B, whose product is annotated as INO80 complex subunit B. Lineage: Eukaryota; Metazoa; Chordata; Mammalia; Monotremata; Tachyglossidae. The record is from RefSeq and is a predicted model, not a curated record. Gene Ontology annotation, biological process: chromatin remodeling. Gene Ontology annotation, cellular component: Ino80 complex.
UCGUCGUCCUCCUCCUCCUGCUGCCCAUGAGUAAAGUGUGGCGACGCGGGGGCGCCCGCGGGGGCGUGGACGGGGCCCGGCCCGAUGAGUUUGAGGCUGGCGGCCAUGGCGGCAGCCACAAGAAGAAGCACAAGAAACACAAGAAGAAGCACAAGAAGAAGCAUCACCAGGAGGAGGUGGCGGCGGCGGCGGCGGCAGCGGGCUCGGUUGGGCCCGGGCACGGCUUCCCCAUGGCGUCGCUGGGGGCCAGUCCAGCCAAGCCCCAGCUCAAGCUCAAGAUCAAAUUGGGAGGGCAGAUUCUGGGCACCAAGAGCGUGCCCACCUUCACAGUGAUGCCCGGGGGACCCCGCUCGCCUUCUCCCCUCAACGUCCUGGACGACGAAGAGCCCAUGGAGGGCGUCCCCAUCGAGCAGUAUCGAGCCUGGCUGGACGAGGACAGCAACCUGUCUCCGUCCCCGCUGCGCGAGCUGGCCGGCGAUGAAGAGGAGGAAGAGGAGGAGGAGGAGGAGGAGCGCUGGCUGGAGGCCCUGGAGAAGGGCGAACUGGACGACAACGGCGACCUGAAGAAGGAGAUCGACGAGCGGCUCCUCACCGCCCGGCAGAGGGCCCUGCUGCAGAAGGCGCGGAGCCGGGCGUCGCCCCCGCGGCCCGGCCCGCUGGCCGGGGGUCCCGCGGUCCCCGGGCCGGGCCCGGCGCUGACGGAGGAGAUGCUGCUGAAGCGCGAGGAGCGGGCCCGGAAGCGGCGGCUGCAGGCGGCCCGGCGGGCCGAGGAGCACAAGAACCAGACCAUCGAGCGGCUGACCAAGACCGGGCCGCCGGGGGCCCGCGGCCGGGGGGCGGCCCGCGGCGGGGCGGCCGGGGACCCCACCACCCCGCGCCACCGCGCCCCGGCCCCGGCCCCCACCGUGCGCUACCGCAGCGGGCCCCGCGGGGCCAGCCUGUCCUUCCCGCCCGGGGCGCGGACCCCCGGCCCCCGCGCCCCGGCCCCCGCGCCCCCCGCCGCGACCUGCGCCGUGCCCGGCUGCCCCAACCCGCGCCGCUACGCCUGCGCCCGCACGGGGCGGCCCCUGUGCAGCCUCCAGUGCUACCGCCGAAACCUGCAGCUGUCCGCCGCCUCCUAGGGACCCCGGCCCCGCCACAGACCCUUCCUCACAGGGCGCCCCAUUAAAUAGGAUGCUCCGGGCUCGGCUCGGCUUCGGCUCCACUCGGCUGGGCUCGUCCAGGCUUCGGCUUCGCUCGGCUGGGC